CCCCACCUUCUAUAUAAGCCGCCCACGAUCCUUGGCAAUCCGGCAUCAAAACUCUCCAUCCACCAACACAUCCACAUCCCAAAUCUCAAUCUCAACACCAAAUAACAACCUUCAACAUCUCACCCUCCCACAUCCCAAACCAUGCCCCCCUACAAAGUCCAACCCGUAACCCUCGCAGACAGCCCCGCCCUAGCCCACAACAACAUCUCCGCCUUCUGGACAAACCCGAACUGGAACCUCCUCUGGCCCAAAAACACAACCCUCGACUUCCUCAUCGCCGAAGCCACAAAGCGCACGCCAAACAAUCUCCUACGCAACACCGCCGCCCUGCGCCACCAAAAGGCCGUCGACACGCAAACAGGCGAGCUCGUGGGCUACGCGCGCUGGGAGCUGCCGGCCGGUCACCGGGACGCGGCGGCGUGGGCCGGAUCCAAGAUUGCAGAGGAUGCGGUGAGCCGGGAGGAGAGGAGGGCGAUAAAAGAGCGGUCUGACGCUGCGUGGUGGGAGCCGAUUGAUAUGGACGGCAUCGAUGAUUGCGUUCCGCAGAAGAUGCGGAUUUUGGCGGAGAAGCCGUAUAUCAGACUCGACUACCUUGCUGUUCAUCCCGAUCACAAGGGCAAAGGGAUCGCGACUGUGCUCGUCCAGGAGGGGAUACGGCUUGCUGAGGAGACGGGAAUUGACAUCUUCAUCCUGGCUUUCCCGGCCGGCCUGAACGUUUACAAGAGGCUGGGCUUUAAGGAAGUUCACCGCGGCUACCAGGACGAUACCAAGUACGGCGGCGAGGGUUACUGGGUGACGCUGUUGACGUAUGAGGUCAAGAAGACCAACAGCGCAUAAGAACAUCUUCCUCGGUCAGCUCUCACUGAGAGAUCAGGAGGAGAGAAAAUCCAACGGCGUCAACGAUAAUGAGAUGAACCCAGCGAG
Messenger RNA from Colletotrichum phormii, 924 nucleotides. Its product is annotated as acetyltransferase. The record is from RefSeq and is a predicted model, not a curated record. Bases 142 to 837 code for a protein of 231 amino acids. Gene Ontology annotation, molecular function: acyltransferase activity, transferring groups other than amino-acyl groups. Lineage: Eukaryota; Fungi; Ascomycota; Sordariomycetes; Glomerellales; Glomerellaceae. The transcript has 2 exons.